Messenger RNA from Talaromyces atroroseus, 1344 nucleotides. RefSeq lists its product as hypothetical. The transcript has 4 exons. Bases 1 to 1344 code for a protein of 447 amino acids. NCBI's taxonomy places the organism in Eukaryota, Fungi, Ascomycota, Eurotiomycetes, Eurotiales, Trichocomaceae. The record is from RefSeq and is a predicted model, not a curated record.
AUGGACUCGCAGACUGAGUACCUUUUAUCGCUCCGGGCAAUUCGAGAGCGUGCCAAAAUCGUGGCCGAUGCAACACAUGCUGGAGAGCUGAGCCAUUUCGACUUUCACGAAGAUCUGCUGGGCGACGUUGCCGACUUUGUGACUUCGGUGAUUAAGUUUCCUGACAUGGUUUCCUCUUUUCAGCGCGACUACGGUCCUGACAAAUUUGACACAAUUCCUCCACAUGGCCGAUGGCAGCAUUUUGACUUGGGCAACGUGCCACGCAUCACAGCCUUGAUCCGAGAUUGGAAAGUAGAUGCUGCUAAAUGUGACAAUUAUGAAGUUACGCGCCGUCUUGUUGAUUUGUUUUUUGUCUCUGUGCUUUUGGACGCUGGUGCCGGCGACCACUGGCGUUAUAUUGAGCCUAGUACGGAGCGAGAAUACGAACGAAGUGAAGGCAUCGCAGUGGCUAGCUUGUACAUGUUCCAGUCACUGGCCUUUGCUUAUACUGAGCACGAAUCUGACAAGGUGCCAUUGGUCAAUGGUAAAUUGCUCAUUGAACGCAAGGGCUUGGAGCAACUGAGGACGGAUGUGUUAGAGCAAGGAUUUCAAGUUUCGGACAGCAAUUCGAUGCUCGGGAUUGCCUCGCGGGGAGACCUGCUUCGAAGCCUAGGAAGAUCUUUACUCGCUCAUCCUGAUAUCUUUGGGAAUGAAGGUCGCCCAGGAAAUCUUGUUGAUUAUAUGAUAAAAACGGCCGGCGGCUCUUCGGAGCUGGAUAUUAUAACUCUGUGGGAUACCCUUCAGACUUUACUAAUACCAAUCUGGCCGAAGGAUCGCAUAACUAUUGCUGGAAAGGCCAUUGGAGAUGCAUGGCCUCUCCAAGUCCUACAACGCAAGGCAUGCUCUAGUCAUAAUCUAACAGAUAGUAUUCAACCUUUCCACAAAUUAACACAGUGGCUUACAUACUCCUUAAUGGUGCCAUUCCAGCGAAUUUUGGGAUUGCAAUGGGUGAACGCUGAGUCACUGACGGCCUUGGCUGAGUACCGUAACGGUGGACUGUUUGUGGAUUUGGGGGUUUUGCAGCUUAAAAAAGAAGCACUCAAUCGAGGCCUAAAGGAAUCCGGUGGCUUAUUACCGAUGUUCGAGGCAGGAGAUGAUGUUAUUGUUGAGUGGCGGGCGGUUACUCUUGCCUUAAUCGACGAGUUGUACAAGAUGGUCUUAUCUCGUAUGGAUGGAGUUCACUUGACCAUGGCACAACUCCUUGAAGCUGGGUCGUGGAAGUCUGGUCGUGAGGUUGCAGCAAAGCAUCGUCCGGAGACAAAAUCGAGUCCGAUCCUUAUAAAAAGCGACGGGACAGUGUUUUGA